UUCCUUCUAGGAAGUUUCAGAGAGUUAUUGUGGCAUCGGGUUUUGUCCUCCAUUGCACUUCAAGACAGAGUGGAGUUUCUUAACACUUUCGGUUCUUUUCCCUACAGAAGCGUGCCCCCUACCGCUCAAAAAAAGACGACUGCACUGUGCGUAAAGCAUAAAAAAAAAAGAGGGGGGAAGCCUUCAAAAAGAACCAAGUAACAUAUUUGUUAUUUGUCUCCUGCUUAGGCAAGAAAAGAGUCCCCUCUGAAGUUUGUAUCUCAGGAGCGGUAGCCCGGAUUUCCUCCAUUGACGCCACCAGGCAGUUAUGGCGGAGGAAAAACAGCGAUGCAAACAUUCGGCCAUAGUUUGCUUCCCAGUGAAGACAGACGUCCAAGAGCGCUAAACUGAAGAGGAAGCUGCCUCCUCUCCGGCUCCAGAAGGGGCACUGGCUAACGGUUCUGCCUGUUUGCCCCCAGGCCAAUCCCCGCCUCUUAGCCCGUGGAUAUUAGCGGGAGGAAGAGUUUGGCUGGUGGAGGUCGGCCGUUUUGGUUUUGUCCAUCCCAGCCAUGUCUGCUUGGGUCACCGUGGCGGAGGGACGCUGGCUGCUGCUCUUGUUGGCAGCCGCGCUCAUCCUUCUCUACGCGGGCUUCGUGCGGCGCGUCACCGGGACUUCGCGCACUGCUUUCCACCGGCGGGAGUCCGGCCGGGGCGAGAAAGGCGGGAGGCCGCUUGCAGACCCGUGGAAUCCCAGACUCUCUGGCUUCUCCCUGCGACUUUGUGUACACUUGGCUAACACUGCAUUUGGACAAAUUUUUUUAGUGCCACUUCUAAUGCGGGUCAACAACUUAACAGCCCUGCGCUACCUUGAUAUUGCUGAAGACCCUACUUUCAUGCCAGUGGUCGCUGAGGAAGAAAAAAAUGGCAGUUCAAUCUCUGGAAAUACCUUCGAGAUACUUCAAAAACUGUUGGAAAUAAGAUCAUGUUCUGCUAGCCCUACAUUCAGCUUCAAGGGGAUCCAGGAUUAUUUGAACUGCUACCGAUCUGGGGAGGUAACCCCUCUUCAAGUUGCCAGGAACAUUAUUGCUGCACUGGAAGUUGCUGAGAAAUCGAGUCCCAACCUCAGAGCAAUUGUUCAGUGGGACCAGGAGGAGAUAAUCAAAAUGGCUCAGGACUCCACCACUCGCUACAGAAGGAAGCAACCCCUCUCUCUUUUGGAUGGAAUCCCAGUGUGCUUGAAGGAGGAGAUUAAAGUGCAGGAAUUCAGCAAAAACAUGAAGGAGAACCAUCCGCAGAAACAAGCAGCAUUUUAUAAUGAACAGCAAGGAGGGGGCCACAGACUGAACUUGCCUGCAAGAAUCACUGAUGCAGAGCCCAGAGAAUGUGCAACAUUGCCCACACAGACAGGAUGCCUUGUGCUACAGCCAGAGGAGACAAAUGGAUACCAUGGUACAGCUCGGAACCCCUACAACCCCCAGUACUUCACUGGUGGCAGCUCCAGUGGGUCAGCAGCGGCUGUGGCUGCAGGCCUCUGCCCAUUGGCUCUUGGUACAGAUGGGGGUGGUUCUGUGAGGAUCCCUGCAUCUUUCUGUGGCAUUGUGGGACUGAAAGGUACAUUUGGACGUAUCAGUGGCUUUGGCUGUCACCCCCUCUCAUAUUCAACUACAAGCCUUGGCCCUCUCUGUGCUUCAGUGGUAGACGUGGUUGUUGCUUAUGCUAUCCUGGCUGGUCCAGAUCCCCACUAUUCAUAUGGAUUAUGCCAGCCCAAACCCUCCCUCUCUGAAAUCCUCACACCUGAUCUGAAGGACUUGAAGUUGGGGAUUGACUGGACUUUCUUUAAGGCUUGUGAUGCCGAAAUCCUAGCUAUCUGCCAGAAAGCUGUGAAGUUCCUAGAGAGUUUAGGAGCCACAGUGGUUGAUGUGUCCCUGCCAGAAAUGGAAGAGGUCCGCGUGGCUCAUGUCAUCUGCAUCCUUAGUGAGAUGAGAGAUUUCCUGCAGCCUGACUUCAACAAUCACUUUGACCAAAUGAAUUUGGAGACUCGUCUUAAUCUUGCACUUGCUUCUCAGUUCACAGCUCUGGAUUAUAUUAAGGCAAAUCGACAACGGAGCCGCACCAUGGCCUUUCUGCGAGAGACUUUUGCAAAUGUGAACUGUCUUCUUACUCCAGGUACUGCAUGCUGUGCCCCAAGAAUCCAGGACUCUGAUCUCCUGACUGGGUGUAGUGAUGUUCGGACAACAUUCCGGACCGUGAGGUUCAUGCAUCUGGCCAACUUGACAGGCGUUCCAGCAUUAGUGGUGCCAGUUGGAUAUACUAUUUCAGGGCUUCCCAUCAGUAUUCAGAUCAUGGCAAAGUGGUGGGACGAAGCUCUGCUGUUCCGGAUUGGUCUGAAGCUGGAGCAAUUUCAUGGCAUAACAGCAAAACCAGCCGUUUAUUAUGACAUUCUUGGGUAACAGAGUCAGCUGUUAGGUUCUACCCUUGAUCUAGUCCAAAGUGAAUAGUUUUUAACAUCUGAGGUUCUGGGUGACCUAUGGCAGAACAGAAACUUAUUCUGGUCAGAGUCCGUCUAUUAAAAUGUGCUUCGAAAUUUGAGGAAUAUUAAGCAAUAACUUGUUAAAGAAAUUGAGAUAGUUUGAAGUUUUAGAUUUGUACUGAUCAUAGAGCCAGUAUACCCACCCACAGGCACACAAGCUGUUGCAGAGAGAUGUCACUGACUCUUUGGGAUGGGCCAUAUUGUAGUUUCGGGUUGUUUCAAAACAUUUGCUUCUUGUAGUCAGCAGAGACGGUGUAGGCUAGGGGUGGGCAUCCUCCUCCAGAUGUUGGACUGCCAUCAGCCACCAACUAGCAUGGCUAAUAGUCAGGGAUGGUGGGAGUUGUAGUCCAACACCAUUUGGAGCAUCACAGCCUACCCCAGGGAUGGGGAAUACAUCAUCAUAGGUUGUAUUUAAUUUUCCUGCUUGAGCAAAGGGACAGGAUUUUGCUACAAGGACUGACAUGCUUUGGCAGAAGCCCAACAACUCCUUGCAUCUAGUGACAUGCAUUUAGUUUAGCAAAACUGUACGGUUCUAUUUCAAAGGAGAAAACUGUAUUUUGCUAUUGGCUCUAGUACAAAACGUUUGCUAUAGUUGCAUCUGCUGCUAAGUGUCAUAAUACACAGUACCUUGGUUUAGGAAAAUCACUGACCAUAUAGGAUUUAAGACUUGUGUGAUGCAGCCUCCUUCCCAUUUCUGUGAGCUGGAAAUUUUAGUUAGGGUAUUUGAUCACAGUGAAUGCUCCUGGGCCUAGAAUUAUUCCUUAUACAGCAGAGGCAAGGAGAAAUAGGUGCUCUGAAUUCAUAAUCCUCCAAAUGAAAUGAGCUAUACCAAAAAGCUGAAGAUAUGCUAUACUAGAAAAACACCCAAGGCUACAAAAGCCCAUUUUGCCUCUUUGUUUUUUAGAGGUGGAAAUUAUAAUAUUUGAACCAUGCUCAGGAAAGAUGGUGUUCAGGCUCUUGCAGAGUAAGUGCUUUCUUUUGUAUGUAAACUAAAUGGAAUAGAUAAGGUAAUCUUAUACUUAAGCUGUUGUCAUGUAUUAUGGUGGCAUAAAAAAACUGCUUGUUCCUAGAUAAAUGUAUGUUGUCUUAUUAAAACAUUAGAAAUGGUUA
Molecule: messenger RNA, 3619 nt
Organism: Rhineura floridana
Lineage: Eukaryota; Metazoa; Chordata; Lepidosauria; Squamata; Rhineuridae
Exons: 21
Coding region: 549-2429 (626 amino acids)
Molecular function (GO): catalytic activity
Source: RefSeq, a predicted model, not a curated record